GCGAGAUCAUAAAAAACAACAGAUUUGUCAUAGUCAACGACAACCAUGAGAGAUUACAAGAUCGUGGUAUUGGGUGCGGGUGGUGUAGGUAAAUCCUCCAUCACCGUACAGUUUGUACAAGGAGUUUACGUUGAAAGUUACGAUCCAACCAUCGAGGACUCAUAUCGGAAACAGAUCGAAAUCGACGGCCGGGCCUGCGAUUUAGAGAUCUUGGACACGGCUGGAGUGGCUCAAUUCACUGCUAUGAGAGAAUUGUACAUCAAAAGUGGAAAAGGGUUUUUGUUGGUAUACUCAGUCACAGACGAGAACUCAUUAAAAGAACUACUUGCAUUAAGAGAACAGGUUUUGAGAAUCAAGGACUCUGACAAUGUUCCCAUGGUGUUGAUCGGAAACAAGAGUGAUUUAGAAUCCGACCGAGUGGUUAGUAUUGAAGAUGGGGUAAAAGUUAGUCAGGAAUGGGGGUUGGUGCCAUUUUACGAAACGAGUGCCAUGUACAAAACCAACGUUGAUGAGGCGUUUAUCGACGUGGUGAGGCAGAUAAUGCGCAAAGAGGCAGCUGUGUCGGCCGAGAAAAAGCAACAGAAGGAAGCUGCUAAGCAGACAACCAUUGCUAAUGAUAAAGAAAUAGACACUGAGCCAGUAUCUGGGGCCCAAAAAGAAGCGAAGGCGAGCCGGUUGAAGCAAAGCUUGAGUGGUGACACAUCCACCGCCGAUAAGAGCAGGAGCAGAUGCUGUGUGAUUAUGUAAAACUCUGAACAGACACUUGAACUUUUGCUUAGAAAUUAAAAAUGUCGUAAGAAUAAU
Messenger RNA from Yamadazyma tenuis ATCC 10573, 804 nucleotides. The record is from RefSeq and is a predicted model, not a curated record. NCBI's taxonomy places the organism in Eukaryota, Fungi, Ascomycota, Pichiomycetes, Serinales, Debaryomycetaceae.